Messenger RNA from Poecilia reticulata (guppy), 1966 nucleotides. Its product is annotated as NAD-dependent protein deacylase sirtuin-5, mitochondrial-like. Gene Ontology annotation, cellular component: nucleus. Lineage: Eukaryota; Metazoa; Chordata; Actinopteri; Cyprinodontiformes; Poeciliidae. The record is from RefSeq and is a predicted model, not a curated record. Gene Ontology annotation, molecular function: NAD+ binding; histone deacetylase activity, NAD-dependent; protein-succinyllysine desuccinylase activity.
UCUUGUUCCUUUGCGGCCCCUCCUGGUAAUUGAGGACAGAUAGGUAAACAAGCCCAGCGUGUCUUUCUCGUCAGACGGAAAGAAACUCCUGUCGAAGUCGGUGCAAUUUAGCUCCACGUCUUUAUAGGUUUUCAGUGUCSAAGUCUACAGCUUUGGCCGAGAGCAAUGCAAUAAAUUGACGAUGCUUCUCAAAAGCCGAGCUGUCUUUUCACUUGGUCUUCGCAUGUGCUCCACACAUGUGACAACAGGACCAGUGAUUGAACCAGGAAGACCCAGUUCAGACAUGUCUGAAUUCCGAAAGGCCUUCGCUAAAGCCAAGAACAUAGCAAUCAUCACCGGAGCAGGUGUGAGUGCAGAGAGUGGCGUACCGACUUUCAGGGGAGAACAUGAGAAGUGGAGGAAGUGGCAUUCCCAGGACCUUGCUUCUCCAGAGGCCUUCUCUCGCAACCCGUCUCGGGUCUGGGAGUUUUAUCACUACAGGAGAGAGCUUGUGCUGGACAAGAAGCCCAGCGCCGUCCAUUUGGCCAUAGCCGAGUGCGAAGCUCGUCUGAAGAAGCAGGGGCGCUCGGUGGUGGUCAUCACCCAGUGCCAAGAUGAUUUGCACCGACAGGCUGGGUCAAAACAUGUGCUCAAGAUUCACGGCAGUCUGCUGGAGACACGCUGUAUGAGUUGUGGACAAGUGACCGUGAACAAGCAAAGCCCCAUAUGUGCUGCUUUAAAGAGCAAAGGAGCACCUGGCGCAAAUGUUUCUGAUGCACAGAUUCCUGUGGAUAAACUGCCAAGAUGUGAGGAGAGAGACUGCCGCGGUCUUCUGAGGCCCAAUGUCGUCUUCUUUGGGGAGACUUUGGACUCUCACAUUCUGACUAAUGUGGAAAAGGAAAUGGAACUCUGUGACCUCUGUCUGGUGGUGGGGACGUCAUCCAUUGUUUACCCAGCAGCCAUGUUUGGUCCCCGGGUUGCAGCCAGAGGUGUUCCGGUUGCAGAAUUUAAUAUGAAUACAACACCAAAAACUGAAUACUUCAUGUACCAUUUCCAGGGUCCAUGUGGAACCACGCUGCCUCCGGCUCUGGCACCACAUGAGUCAGAGGAAUUGUAAAAAUCGUUAGGCUGUUCUUAUUGGAUGAAAGUUGGUGGUUUCUUCUACAUCCUAAUACAAUCCAGAGCUGCUGUAUUUCAUCACAGUUUAUCAAAUAGCAAACUGCCCCCAAAAAAACUGAGUUUCUUUUUUUUUUUUUUUUUUUUUUUUAUAUUAUGAAUUUCUUAAUACUUGAAAAUCUUGCUUACAAACUGGAUUCGGAUUGGAGAACUUUUUUUUUUUUUAACAAAUAUUCUCUUCUUGGAAUAAAGGUGGGAAAAUGCAACUUCAUUAUGAAAGGGAAUGCACUCCGCAUUUACUUACUUCCGUAGGAAAUUAUCUUCCGUCUUCAGAUAAAAUGUUUAGAGGAGAUUCUUCUGUUAGUAGAAACAAUUAUGCUGUAGAAAGAACUAAUAUUCCUUCUUGUGCCAAUGGAUGGGAUUCCUCUGUUCCUUCGCUGUCCUAUGAACAGGUGUGCAGACAUCCUCUUGUGCCUUUUCAAGCUGUUGAUUCAACUUUGACCAAAUGCUUGCUUUUAAACCUCAAGUCCAAAUCAAGCAAUGUUACAGAGAUUUAGUCAAGUGUUUAGUUUACUAAAAAUGAUAAAGAAUAACCUACUCCUCAUUGUGUUUGACGGUGUUUGAUAUUAUGUCUGAAGUCAUCUGGUUGCAUGUAUGAUGUAUUCAGGAGACAUAAGAUGCAUUUUUAGUUUGUUCUGUCUUGUUUUCUCAAUCAUAUAUGGUUAGAACAACAAGCAAUAACAAGAUUUUUUUUUUUUUUACAUUUUCAUUGUCUAUGGACUAUACGCACAGCUACUUUUUAAAAGUAUUAAUACUGCCGACGCAUUUACACAAAGCAUAAUUAUUAAAAUUCUUCAGUGAUGCAUACUGA